Molecule: messenger RNA, 1294 nt
Organism: Mytilus trossulus (common blue mussel)
Lineage: Eukaryota; Metazoa; Mollusca; Bivalvia; Mytilida; Mytilidae
Product: FMRFamide receptor-like
Exons: 1
Coding region: 1-1038 (345 amino acids)
Biological process (GO): G protein-coupled receptor signaling pathway
Cellular component (GO): membrane
Molecular function (GO): G protein-coupled receptor activity
Source: RefSeq, a predicted model, not a curated record
AUGACCACGUUCAAUGAUUCCGAUGUUUCAUCAGAAACCUAUCCUAGCUCGAAUCAGGUACGGGAUGAGGUUGAUAUGGUUGCUGUUAUUUGUAAUAAGUACAUUGGACCAAUUCUUUGUGUCGCUGGUGUUUUCGGAAAUAUACUCAAUUUGAUAAUUUUAAUCCGAGGACGAUUGAAUAAUCCUCCAUACUUCUACCUUAAAGCGCUUGCAGUCACAGAUAUGUGUGCAUUGGUGCUAUCAUUCCUCCAUCUGAUGGUCUCGAGCAGAUCAACAUUAUAUGCAUGGAAGUUCUUUGACGCUUACUUGUUUUUUCCACUUGUAAAUUUUUUCACUGCUUCAAGUGUCUGGCUGACAGUUGGGGUAACAAUUGACCGAUUUUUAUAUGUUAAAGCGCCAUUGUGGGCUCGAGCUCAAUUUUCGUUGAGUAGAGCCAAAGUAAGAAUAGCAAUUAUUCUAGUUGCAACAAUUUUUAUCACAGUUCCAAGAUUCCUGUGUUUCAGUCUUGUAGGAGCUACCGACCAAUACCAUCUUUAUCCAACAUCGUUCAGAGCUUCACACAAUUAUCGCGUUUAUGACAUAGUUUGCAUUGCACUAUUUCACGUCGCGCCAUUGGUCAUAUUUGUAUUCUGCAAUUCGUAUUUGAUAUAUGCUGUGCAUAAAGCGAGGUCUAUUCGGAAGGAAUAUGAUAUCAGAAACAAUAAAGAAAAAGAUUGGCAACUGGACCAAAGGAGAUUUACAAUAACACUUAUUUCUAUUGUGCUAUUGUCUAUAAUUGCCAUCUUACCGUCAACGAUCGGAGAUUUUACUCGGCUGUUACAUAUUCCGUUCUCGCACUAUCAUAAAUUACGACACAUAAGUAACAUGUUGCUUCUCCUUAACCUUUCUGUCAACUUUCUGUUGUAUUGCGCAUUUAACAAACGAUUUGUGCGCGUAAUGAAAUCGAUGUUCGGAGGUGGUUUAAUCAAGGUGAAACUGUCGAUACGUAGGACGAAAUCCAGCAGGUAUUCCCGGACUGAAACUAACAUGUACAUGUAACAGACAUUAUUGUACAUAUAUAUUGUUUUGUUAGCAGUGAUAAGAUUUCUAACUCUGAUCCGAAGAGGAAUCACUGUAAAUAAAUAUUUGUAUAUAACAUGUAUAUAAUAUUUUGAUGACAUGUAAAUAGAAAAAACACUAAGCAAACACGACAGUAAUAUUAAGUUGGUUAUUUACUGUUGCUUUACAACGAGAAGUUAGGAAAUGUUAUUGGUUGAAAUAUUAGGUAUUAAUUAACACAGAUAAUUGUGUGAAU